GCCCACACCAAAAAUUUUUCUUGAAAUUGAUUUUUUGAAUUAUUUCUGGAGUUAAUCCACUCAGAAUUUGCUUUACAGCCAGGAAAACUCCACCUGGCCAGGAAAAAUGCCGGAAAAUAAGUGAAAGUUCCAAAAAAAUAACGAUAUGGGAGUUAGCCUACUUUUGGAACAGCCCAAUAAGUUUUAAUCCCUCUAACCUCAUUCUUAGUGAUUUUUUUGACAACUCAAAAAAAAAUCCCCGGACAAAAUAUUAAUUUGUGUUUUUCUGUACUUCCUGCAGUUCCUGCAUACAGGAAAACUGCUUAAUUAUGGAAUUGAGUGAUUCCAUUUGCAGAGUUUGUAUGCAAAAGGGGGAGAAGAUCAUAAUUUCUUCUGAUAUAAUCUUUAUGAUCCAUUUCUGUGCACAGAUUGCUGACCAUGAAAGACUCCCCAAAGGGGUUUGUGAACAAUGUCACGAGAAUCUACAUGUUGCCUAUCGUUUUCGAACAACCUGCGAAGAAUCAAAUGAUAAAUUUUGGGAGUUGCUUGGUCAACUGGAUGAGGAGGGAUUGGAGCUCUCAUUCGAUGCCAAAAAUGAAGGAAGCACUAAGCGCGAGACUGGGGAAGUAAUGGAAAUCCUGGAAGUUGUCGAGGAACAAUUGCUAUCGCCAAAAGUAGAGGAAUACGAAGGAUCCCCUCAGGAAGCCCAGAAGAUCCGCGGUGAAGAGGAAAUUUUAGCCAAUGAGGAACAAAAUUUAACACUGAAUGAUAUGCAGCUGACCUUGCCUCCGGAUGGGAAUAAAGUUCCUACUGAAGAAGUUUCAAUGAACACGGAACUUCCGGAAGAAAAGGGAAUAAUCAAAAGAAGAGGAAGACCUCGGAAGAGUCCUCAUGUGGUUGCUGAAUGUGUUGCCAAAGAGGAAAAAAUUGCAAAACCCUUCCAGUGUUCGCAGUGUGGACGAGCAUUCUCACGGCAAAAGAUUCUCAAUCGACACGAAAAGAGUCACAAUGACCCACCUAAGGAGCGUUCCCGGAAGCUGCGGGUACGGAGAAUACCUGUGAAACUCGAUGAUGGCCAACGUCCGUGUAAAUUCUGCAAGGAAAUCUUCCCGUCACGCCAGGAGCUCAAUGAGCACAUGAAUGAGCUUCAUACGAAUGAACGACCUUACCUCUGUAGUGAAUGUGGUCUUAGAUUCAUCCGCAAUGACUACCUGGUUAUCCAUUUGCGACGACAUAAAGGAGAAAAACCCUACACGUGUCGCUUUUGUGGAAAAGGCUUCCCGCGUGCAACGGAUCUCACGGUACACGAGCGCUAUCACACAGGUGAGAAAACACACCUGUGUACAGUCUGCGGCAAGGGCUUUCAUCGUGCCUACAACCUGCUCGUUCAUACACGUGUGCAUACAGGAGAGAAGCCCUACCAGUGCCCCCACUGUGACAAGAGCUUUGCCCAGGGCAAUGAUCUCAAAGCUCACGUUCGACGACACACCGGGGAACGCUUCAAAUGCGAUGUGUGCAAUGAGGGCUUCAUCCAGGGAUAUCAUCUCACACAGCACAAACGUCAGGUGCACGGGAUCAUUGUUACAUCGCACAUUCGGCGCCUUGAGAAGUUCCUUCCGGAAAGAAUGGAAAUGAAUCUAAUGCCUGCUGUGAUUAAGGACACACCCGAAGAAGUUCAGGAAGUUGCGUGGGAACAGUCAAUGUAAAAUAAUUAGUCACAGCUGAGAAGGAUAGGUUGAUCCUUAAAAUAAACGUAAAAAAGGGAA
Messenger RNA from Lutzomyia longipalpis, 1745 nucleotides. RefSeq names its product zinc finger protein 260-like. Gene Ontology annotation, cellular component: nucleus. NCBI's taxonomy places the organism in Eukaryota, Metazoa, Arthropoda, Insecta, Diptera, Psychodidae. Gene Ontology annotation, molecular function: RNA polymerase II cis-regulatory region sequence-specific DNA binding; zinc ion binding; DNA-binding transcription factor activity, RNA polymerase II-specific. The coding region runs from base 309 to 1685 and encodes 458 amino acids. Gene Ontology annotation, biological process: regulation of transcription by RNA polymerase II. The record is from RefSeq and is a predicted model, not a curated record. The transcript has 2 exons.